CUCACACGCAGCCUUGCUGGCGGCUGCCGCUCUCGGGCCGCCCCUGGUCCCCUGCACCGAGGGGUCCUCCCGCGCGCGCAGCACACCCCGUGCACCCCGUGCACCUCGUGCCUCCCUUGCGCUCGGCCGCGCCCUGCGCCCCCGCGGGUCCUGCGGGAAGAUGGUCCACGAACGGUGGAAGACCGUGGGCGGCGCGUCCCAACUUGAGGACCGACCGCGCGACAAACCUCAGCGACCAAGCUGCAGCUACGUGCUAUGCACGGUGCUCCUGUCCCUUGCAGUGCUGCUGGCUGUGGCUGUCACUGGUGCAGUCCUCUUCCUGAACCACGCCCACGCGCCGGGCACGGCCCCCCCACCCAUCAUCAGCACAGGGUCUGCAGGGGCCAAUAGUGCCCUGGUGACCGUGGAGAGGGCCGACAGCUCCCACCUCAGCCUUCUCAUCGACCCUCGCUGCCCUGACCUCACCGACAGCUUCGCUCGCCUGGAGGGGGCGCAGGCCUCCAUGCUUCGGGCCCUGAGUGACCAUCAGGCCCAGCCGAGGCUGGAUGGUGCCCCCGAGCUGCUGGAUGCACUGGCUGACCAGCUGCCCCGGCUGCUGGCCCGGGCCUCUGAGUUGCAAGCCGAAUGUGCCGGACUCCGCAAGGGACACAGCAUGCUGGGCCAGGGCCUCAGCUCCCUGCAGAGCGAACAGGGCCGCCUAGUCCGGCUGCUUUCUGAGAGCCAAGGUCACAUGGCUCACCUGGUGAACUCUGUCAGCGAUGUCCUGGAGGCUCUGCAAAGGGAGCGGGGGCUGGGCCGGCCCCGGGUCAAGGCUGACCUUCAAAGGGCCCCUUCCAGAGGAGCCCGGCCCCGAGGAUGCGCUAAUGGCUCUCGGCCCCGGGACUGCCUGGACGUUCUCUUGAGUGGGCAGCAGGAUGAUGGUGUCUACUCCGUCUUCCCCACCCACUACCCAGCUGGCUUCCAGGUCUACUGUGACAUGCGUACUGACGGCGGAGGCUGGACGGUGUUUCAGCGCCGGGAGGAUGGCUCUGUGAACUUCUUCCGAGGCUGGGAGGCGUACCGGGAGGGCUUCGGCAAGCUCACAGGGGAGCACUGGCUGGGGCUCAAGCGGAUCCACGCCCUGACCACACAGGCGGCCUAUGAGCUGCAUGUAGACCUAGAAGACUUUGACAACGGCACUGCCUAUGCCCAUUAUGGGAGCUUCGGCGUGGGCUUGUUCUCUGUGGACCCCGAGGAGGAUGGGUACCCCCUCACGGUGGCUGACUACUCGGGCACCGCAGGUGACUCCCUCCUGAAGCACAGUGGCAUGAGGUUCACCACCAAGGACCGGGACAGCGACCACUCAGAGAAUAACUGUGCUGCCUUCUACCGAGGAGCCUGGUGGUACCGCAACUGCCACACGUCCAACCUCAACGGGCAGUACCUCCGCGGCGCUCAUGCCUCCUACGCUGACGGCGUCGAGUGGUCCUCCUGGACUGGUUGGCAGUACUCGCUCAAGUUCUCGGAGAUGAAGGUCCGACCGGUCCGAGAGGACCGCUAGGCUGGCGCACUGCCCCGCACUGGUGCCCUCUGCUCAUGCCCAGACCCACACGUCUCACCCCCAGCCCACUCCGUGCCCGCUGUUGCAAGAACAUUUUCUGCCCACCUG
Messenger RNA from Mesocricetus auratus (golden hamster), 1648 nucleotides. RefSeq names its product fibrinogen C domain containing 1 (gene Fibcd1). The record is from RefSeq and is a predicted model, not a curated record. Lineage: Eukaryota; Metazoa; Chordata; Mammalia; Rodentia; Cricetidae. Bases 161 to 1540 code for a protein of 459 amino acids. The transcript has 7 exons.